UGUGUGUGUGUGUGUGUGUCUCUGUGUGUGUGUGUGUGUGUGUGUGUGUGUGUGUGUGUGUGUGGCAUGAAAGUGAAAGUAACACAGCUCUGUUAGGGGAACAUGUCAGUUUGAAACAGGUCAGCGUGACUGCAGUCUUUCAGGCUUCAGGUGCAGAAAACCGUCAGCAGGCACCUGUGUGAUCUGUCCAGCCUCCUGGAGACUCAUGGCAACGGCUGACACAAAGCUGGGAGGAUCUGAGGAGUCCAUGACGAGGUCUGAGGAGUCCAUGACGAGGUCUGAGGAGUCCAUGACAAGGUCUGAGGAGGCCAUGAGGAGGUCUGUGGGCCCAGUGGACUCCUGGGAGUCUGAGCUGACCUCCAUCCAGAACUCUUUGAAGUUUGUGUUGAUGCUGAAGGAGGAGUAUGUUUGUCCCGUCUGCAGAGGAGUCGUUCUCAACCCUCAGCAGAACUCCUGUGGACACAUCUACUGCUACCACUGUCUGCAGGGACUACUGGAGUCUUCAUCACCAUCCAGCCCCGUUUGUCCAGUAGAGGGCGCUGUGAUCACACCGGCUGAGGUUUUUCAAGAUAAAUGCUGCAAACGAGAGAUCUCCUGUUUAGAGGUGUACUGCACCAACUACCCAGCAUGCACCUCUGUCGUCACAUUACAGCGCCUGCAGGAGCACCUGAGCUUGUGUCAAUACGAGCAGCUGCAGUGCACUAAUCCAGGCUGCAGGGCGACGCUACAGAGGAGACACCUGCAGGAUCACGUAACCAACACCUGUCGUCAGCGCACAGAGCCCUGCCCUCACUGCCAGCAGCCGCUCCAGCUCAGCCUGGUCCAGGAUCACCUGCACAGUACCUGUCCUCAGGUGGAGGUAGACUGUCCCAACAGCUGCUCCCAGACGCUCCCCAGACACCAGCUGGCGGAGCACCGAGAGGCGUGUCCAGAGGUUCACGCCGACUGUUCUUACAGGAGGUUUGGCUGCCUGGUGCAGGAUAAGAGACGGAGAGUGAAGCUGCACGAAGACGCUGCUGUCAAUCAUCACAUGCUGCUGGUCCUGAGGAGUAACACACACCUGGAGCAACAGGUGGAGGUUCUCCAGGAGGAGGCGCUGUUGAGGCAGCAGGAGGUCCAGGUGGAUGGCUUACAUCUCGCUGGUCUGCAGAAGAAGAUCGGACCGCUGCAGCAGCAGACGAGCAGCCAUGAACACAUCGUGUCAGCAGCUCAGAGGACUCUGAGCCGGCAGGAGGACGUCCUGUCUACCGUACAGCUCGACAUCCAGCAGGUGUCUCGAGGACUCGGUUCUGGUCUAGAGGAUCUGGAGCAGCUCAAGAAGUCUGUGGAUGCUGUAAUCCAGAAAAUUUCAGCCACGGAGGCACUCAAAGAACAUCUGGAAACUUUGGAGGAGAAUCUGAGGCUUCACUCGAGUGUCCUGGAGCUCCACGCCACUCAGCUCAGUUGUAACAAGCAGCACCUGCAGGAGCUCGAGGCGACGUCCCACGACGGCAAACUGAUCUGGAAGAUUGAUGGCUUCAGAAAGAGGAGUGAAGACGAGGCCAAAGGUCAGCCGCCUUGCCUGACCAGUUCACCGUUCCACACUGGACGCUGCGGCUACAAAAUGGCCGCAAAAGCCUACCUGAACGGUGACGGGGAGGGGCGAGGGACUCACCUGUCUCUUUAUGUGGUCCUGAUGCCGGGGGACUUCGAUGCUCUGCUGCCGUGGCCGUUCAAACAGAACGUGUCUCUGUCCAUACUCGAUCAAAGUGGAGCUGGAAACCACCGUACUCUCAGCUUCAGACCCGACCUGAUGUCUAAAAGCUUCCAGCGACCCGACGCAGACUCUUUCAGCAACGUGGCGAGUGGAUUGUCUUGUUUCAUUCCCCUUGACCAGCUGGAGAAUCCUCAAAACGCUUCGUAUGUCGAUGAUGACACGCUGUUUGUCAAAGUCAAGGUGGACAUGGCCGGUUUAGAGCAGCUCUAAAUCUUAACAACUCAAAAGUUCUAGAAGCCGUGUGUUGUCGAUGCUUCUAGAAUCAGAAUGAUUCAGGAAGUAGUUUUAAUAACAGUUACUUAAUUAUUAACAUGGAUACAAUCGUUAAUAGAUAUUUAGAGUUUAGAAAGUAAAGCUGGCUUAACUUUUCAUUAACAGCAGAUCAUUUAUGAAUCAAUUCAUGCACAUAUCAAACUUUGUCCCCUGGAGAUGAAUAAAAUAUUUCUGAACCCGUC
This is a messenger RNA of Labrus bergylta (ballan wrasse), 2211 nucleotides long. RefSeq names its product Tnf receptor-associated factor 5 (gene traf5). Lineage: Eukaryota; Metazoa; Chordata; Actinopteri; Labriformes; Labridae. Gene Ontology annotation, molecular function: zinc ion binding; thioesterase binding. The record is from RefSeq and is a predicted model, not a curated record. Gene Ontology annotation, biological process: tumor necrosis factor-mediated signaling pathway; protein K63-linked ubiquitination; regulation of apoptotic process.